ACCCCUUAGAAGUAAACAACAACAGGACGACACAAUUUACCUCUUUCUCUUAAUUCUUCCUUGAAAAAGGUACUUCCAGAGCGCAGGAUCUAAGCCGUCACCAUGACUACAGCUGCACGCCCAACCUUCGAGCCCGCGAAGGGUGGCAUGGGGCGUGGGGAGAGGGACCUGAGUGCUCUGUCGAAGCAAUAUUCAGCCAGAGAUCUGCCGUCACACACGAGACUCAAGUACCGUGAUCAUGGCCAGUCCACCACUGAUGAGCUCCGCAGCCGUGACUUCCGCCGUGAGUUGGAGGACCGCGAGCGUGCUGCCAGGGACAAGCGCACCAGCAGCAGCAGUGGGAGCAGCAGCAGCAGCAGCAGUAAUCAGAGGGACUCAGGUGCUCCGUCAUCCUCCUCCUCGUCUUCCUCCUCAUCCUCCAAGAAACCCAGGCUUGACCAGAUCGCACCUGCCAAUCUGGAUGCUGAUGACCCCCAGGACGAUGACGACGAGGCGUCCGACUCUGACGACUCUGACGAUGAGGCUGUGCUAUUUGCCGAGCUGGAGCGCAUCAGACGAGAGCGCGCCGAGGAAGAGGCCAAGAAGCAACGGGAGCGCCAGGAGCAGGAGGAGCGCAUCCGCAUGGAAAACAUCAUCUCAGGAAAUCCUCUGCUCAACCUUGCUGCGGCACCCAAGUCUGAUAUGAAAGUCAAGCGCAGGUGGGACGAUGACGUCGUUUUCAAGAACUGCGCUGCCUCAGAGCCGGACAAAAGCGAAAAGACCUUCAUUAAUGACUCUUUACGUUCCGAAUUCCACAAAAGAUUUAUGGAAAAGUAUGUUAAGUAAUCCCCCCUCCUACCUCUUUCUCUCCCCAAAAACAAAAUGAAAUGCUGUUUGUAUGUGUAGAGUAGCUCAACUUUUUUCUUUACCUAUUUCUUUUUACUUUUAAGAGUUUCGUACCACCUUACCUCUUUUGUCAUUUUGUACUAUUAAGGUGAAUAAAAAAAAAAUGUUUUUUAUCUAGCUAUUAAGAAAUAGAAAG
Messenger RNA from Penaeus indicus, 1021 nucleotides. RefSeq names its product protein CWC15 homolog (gene c12.1). Gene Ontology annotation, biological process: mRNA cis splicing, via spliceosome. Lineage: Eukaryota; Metazoa; Arthropoda; Malacostraca; Decapoda; Penaeidae. Gene Ontology annotation, cellular component: catalytic step 2 spliceosome. Bases 103 to 825 code for a protein of 240 amino acids. The transcript is spliced from 2 exons. Gene Ontology annotation, molecular function: RNA binding. The record is from RefSeq and is a predicted model, not a curated record.